Messenger RNA from Ustilago hordei, 3126 nucleotides. RefSeq names its product putative RAD16 - nucleotide excision repair protein. The transcript has a single exon. The record is from RefSeq and is a predicted model, not a curated record. NCBI's taxonomy places the organism in Eukaryota, Fungi, Basidiomycota, Ustilaginomycetes, Ustilaginales, Ustilaginaceae. Gene Ontology annotation, molecular function: ATP binding; ATP-dependent chromatin remodeler activity; metal ion binding. The coding region runs from base 1 to 3126 and encodes 1041 amino acids.
AUGCCGCCUCGUCGCUCAUCUCGGCAGUCGGCUGCGCCCACCCCGAGCAAAGAUUUCAUUGUGAUCUCUUCUGAUGACGAAAAGGGCAUCUUUAUUCAGCCAGAAACACCUGUUCUGAAACGCCUAACUCGAGGUCGCGCUCCAAGUUCCAUUGCUGCUUCGUCUGUUGACACUCCAAGCACGGCACGAUCGUCCCGCACCAACUCGACCUUCACCUCUGGCAGUCACACUCCCGCCACUUCAGUUGAAGACGGCGGCGACAAUGAUGACAACCUCAAGAAUCCGUUCGAUGUCGCCGCUGAGGCUCAGGCUCUGCAGUCUGGUCGCCCUGCCUCAGCUACGCGCAGUACUAGGGCUAGCCGGUCUGCCUCAUUCAAGAGCGGCAGCGCGAUCAAAGCUGAAGCCUACCCUGCCACUCUGUCAACUCCGAGCGACUCGCGCAAACGAAAACAGUCCGAUGCCGCCAGCACCACUUCCAAGGCACCAAAGGUCGAACCGAAAGAAUCGACGCUUACUCGACGAUCUUCGGCUCGUGGUCGGGCAUCUUCGAACACUGCUUUGAAGACCUACGACGAUGCUGCCCUCGACGCCUUGCUGGACGAGGAGCUUGGACCUUGGUCCCCUGCGACCCAGACGCAGGUGGGCAGCAAGCCUAGUGCCAAAGGCAAAGGUAAAGGUAAAGCAAAGCUAGAGGAAGAUAGCGAUGACGUGCUCGACGAUGUCAAUCUGACACCUCGCUCGCGUCGUCAGCCUCGUCGCAGCGCCGCGCCCGCCUCCAAGCCGCUCAAGACCGACGUGGCCGAGUCGGAUGAGCUCGACGAUCUUGACUUUGACUUCGAAGGCGAGUCCGAUGCCUCAUUCGAUAACAUCAGCAGCGACGAAGAGCCUUUGUCCAUGAAGCGCAAGGCAAACAGGCCCCGUCCAUCUGCUGCUGAAGCCGGUCCAAGCACGUUUGCUACCCUAGAGGACAUGCGAUUCGACUCGGACCCCGAUGCAACCAACGACGACAACAACUUUGAGCCGCAAAACACCACCGGCAACUACUAUGCCGAAGACACCCAAUACGAGACAGCCAGGCAGCGCAAAGCACGACUCCGCAGCGAGAAACACCAGGCUCGUCUUAAGAAGAAGGACCUUCGCACUCAGUACGACAAGAACUUUCAGGCGCUCAUCAAGCACCAUCCCAAGCUCGAAACAGUUUGGGAGGACCUGCAAAAGACUGUUGCCGUUAUUAAGCCUGAAGAGGCUGAGCAGCCACCUGGCCUUAAUAUCAAGCUUCUGCCUUUCCAGCGUGAAGGUCUUUACUGGAUGACACGACAGGAACAAGGCACUUGGAAAGGUGGUAUGCUUGCCGAUGAGAUGGGUAUGGGAAAGACCAUCCAAAUGAUCAGUCUCAUGCUUUCUGAUCGCAAGAAGCCUUGUCUCGUAGUUGCCCCUACCGUCGCCAUCAUGCAGUGGCGCAACGAGAUCGAAGCAUACACCCAGCCUAAGCUCAAGGUGCUCAUAUGGCACGGAGCCAAUCGCACGCAGAACCUCAAGGAGCUCAAGGCAGCCGAUGUCGUGCUCACCAGUUACGCUGUGCUCGAGAGCAGCUUCCGUAAGCAGGAGUCGGGUUUCCGCCGCAAGAACGAGAUCUUGAAGGAGAAGUCGGCUUUGCACGCCGUCCACUGGCGCCGCAUCAUCCUCGACGAAGCGCACAACAUCAAGGAGCGUUCCACCAACACGGCUAAAGGCGCUUUCGCUCUGCAGGGAGACUUCCGAUGGUGUCUCAGUGGUACACCGCUGCAGAACCGUGUUGGUGAACUGUACUCGAUGAUCCGCUUCUUGGGUGGUGAUCCGUUCGCCUACUACUUCUGCAAGAAGUGUCCUUGCAAGUCGUUGCACUGGGCGUUCAGUGACAAGCGCAACUGUGACAUGUGUGGCCACACACCCAUGCACCAUACCUGCUACUGGAACAAUGAGAUUCUGAAGCCUAUCCAGCGCAGUGGUGCCCAGCAUGGCGAAGGCCGAGAUGCGUUCCGCCGUCUGCGCAUUCUGCUUGAGCGCAUGAUGCUCAGGCGAACCAAGCUCGAGCGUGCCGAUGACAUGGGUCUGCCGCCUCGAACUAUCGAGGUGCGACGUGACCUGUUCAAUGAAGAGGAGGAGGAUCUCUACACUUCAUUGUACACCGACACGACUCGAAAGUUCAGCACUUACCUUGACCAGGGUACGGUGCUCAACAACUACUCGAACAUUUUCACGCUGCUUACGCGAAUGAGGCAGCUUGCCAACCAUCCUGAUUUGGUGCUCCGAUCCAAGACGGGUGUUGUCUCGAAGUUGCUCGGUGAUGCACACAGCGAGAUUCAUGUCUGCAGGAUUUGCACGGAUGAAGCGGAAGAUGCGAUCAUGUCGCGAUGCAAGCACAUCUUCUGCCGAGAGUGCGUUCGCCAGUAUCUCGACUCCGAGAUUGUGCCCGGCAUGGUUCCGGAUUGUCCCUACUGCCACGCCACACUCUCGAUCGACCUGGAAGCCGAGGCGCUCGAGCCUCCUCAGAGCUCAAUCCGAAUGAACGACUCAGGUCGCCAGGGUAUCCUUGCACGACUUGACAUGGACAAAUGGCGAUCGAGCACCAAGAUCGAAGCUCUCGUCGAGGAGCUGACGCAGCUGAGAAGCGAGGACAAGACGAUCAAGUCGCUCGUCUUCUCGCAGUUUGUCAACUUCUUGGAUCUCAUCGCGUUCCGACUGCAACGUGCCGGAUUCCACAUCUGCCGGCUGGAAGGUAACAUGUCACCUGAAGCACGCAACCGUACCAUCAAGCACUUUAUGGAAAAUCCGAAUGUCACCGUCUUCUUGGUCUCCCUCAAGGCUGGUGGUGUUGCGCUCAACCUGACCGAAGCGUCGCGAGUCUAUUUGAUGGAUCCGUGGUGGAAUCCAUCGGUUGAGGUGCAGGCGAUGGACCGUAUCCAUCGUCUUGGUCAGCAUCGACCCAUUGUCGUCAAGCGAAUGGUGAUUGAGAACAGUAUCGAGUCUCGUAUUAUCGAGCUUCAGAACAAGAAGAGCGCCAUGAUCGAGGCAGCCAUUGGCAAGGACGAUGGCGCCAUGGGUCGUCUCAGUGUUUCCGACUUGCGCUUUUUGUUCACGCUUUAA